Molecule: messenger RNA, 657 nt
Organism: Fulvia fulva
Lineage: Eukaryota; Fungi; Ascomycota; Dothideomycetes; Mycosphaerellales; Mycosphaerellaceae
Exons: 3
Coding region: 1-657 (218 amino acids)
Source: RefSeq, a predicted model, not a curated record
AUGAACGCGCUUAAGAUCUCCGACUUCGACUCGCGCGACAAUUACGAGCUCCUCAGGAAGACCGCAGCCGGCAAAGACGGUGCACAAAUUGUCGAAGCGUAUCGUACUCUUCCCGAGAAGGCCGCACGUUACAAAUUGGCGAAGAACGUGCCGGUGACUCUGGGUACUCCACGGGAGAGGCAAAACAAGCGCAUUAUUGUUGCUGUACUCAAUCUGGCUGAGACAUAUCCGGGCCGUACACCAGCAUCCUCCGAACACAACCAACUUGUGUGGAAGUGUCGUGUAGCACUAGCGCUCGUCUUCACCAUCUUGAGGGACUUGCAAGAACACGCGGGCGAUGUCAGCAAGAGCUACUUCCACGGCAAGCUCAAGGGUGAGGUCGUCCAGCCAUGGCCACCACGGUACGCGCAAGAUGGUCAGCCUGAGGCGGAGCCUGCAAAUACCCAGGGCACAAAGCGCAAGGCCGAGGACGAACCCCCACGUGUGGUGGAAUCCCAAGAGAAGCGCCGGGCCUUCUCGGACACACCGACAGGUCGCGCACUUCAAGAGGUCUGGGACAACGCCUACCUCGGGGAAGAUCACUGGGAGGAUCACGGCAUACGCGAUUCUGCCAAGGACGUCGUUCACAAGACCCCCUACGAGAAGCCGCUCCUCUGA